UCCCCGUAACGCCAAGCGGCUAAGUACUUGCUUGCUUAGUGCGACGCCGUGGCCUUUCUUGUUAUCAUUUUCAGUUCUGAAGCAAAAUGGAAGGAGGAGAGAGCGACGACGACCAAGUGAUGAGUGAAGUCCAUCUAGGUUGUCCGCCUAACUUCUCAGGCCCCUACGUUACCCACUUCACCUUUUCAUCACCCUCUAAUAAAGCUGAUUUGAUCGGUUCAAAAAUUAUCAGUUUGGAUGAGGACGGCGAUCUUGUUCUUGCCCGGAGGAAGGAUGGAAAUAAUGCGUACAGGGGUCAAAACCAUGCGUAUGAUACCGGAUGCCAAUCUUUUAAAUUGGAUGACGACGGUGAUCUAGUCCUAUCUAGGAAACGAAAAAGCUGCGGUGAGUUUCAACUUUCAAAAAGUAAUUUUAAGCCCUUGAUAU
Messenger RNA from Dendrobium catenatum, 426 nucleotides. RefSeq lists its product as uncharacterized. The annotation marks the transcript as partial. Lineage: Eukaryota; Viridiplantae; Streptophyta; Magnoliopsida; Asparagales; Orchidaceae. The record is from RefSeq and is a predicted model, not a curated record. The transcript is spliced from 3 exons.